AUGACCAACUGCCUAACACUUAUCUAUACAGUUCACUCAUUCAUUCUCUCAUGUCUAAAGAAGGCAAGAAUCACCCGACAUCCUCUUCAAGACUCGUCAUUCGAUUCUUCCUCUCCGUCCACCCCUAAUCUAUCAGAAGACCAUCAGAUGGAGUCAUCACCAAAGAUGACACAGAGGCGAAUGAUACGCAAUGAAAAGGCACGUUCGUCACCUCCACUUUCACCAUCAUCUUUUCUUCGUGGACAGAAUCAAAAUGAUUCUUUCAGUAGCUGCAGUAGUAUCAACAGUAGCAAUAGUUACAACAACGAUUUCAAAGCACGCAAUGAGAAUUCAUUAGUACCACUUUCACCUUCUUCUCUGUUACCAGGAGUAGAACAAUUAGUAGAAUCAUCAAAUAACAACAAUAAUAACAACAAUCAAAACAAUAGUAAUAGCAAUUUUUCACCAUCAAGAAGUCGGUCAAAUUCUCGAGGAGUACUCUACUCACCUCGUUCAAGAUCACCUUCAAUCACACCAACUUCAUCACCAUCAUCAUCCUGUAAAAAUAUACCACCUCCAUCCACGCCACCCAUACCAAUCAUUUCAAAUGGAUCAAACAGAUUAGAUCCAAUUUCAGAAUCGUUGUUGACCUCUGACGCCAAUGUGAUGUCGACUCCUAUAACACAGAAUUUGGCAUCACUUCGUUUGAACGGCAGUAGCAGCAUACAGAUUACACCUGCAACACCAAUCACACCCAUUUCACUCUCAUCGAGACACGUAACCAUCAAUGAUUUCACUUUGAUUGAAAAGAUUGGUGAAGGUGGAUUCGGUCAGGUUUAUCUCGCCAAAAAGCAAGACACUGGCGAAGUCGUCGCACUCAAGCGUAUGUCCAAAGAUUUGAUUUGGUCCAAGAACAAAAUAUCACACAUCAAGAAUGAAAGAGAUAUUCUCGCACAGGGCAAGAAUCACCGAUAUAUCGUAUCGUUGGUCUACUCUUUCCAAGACGAUCAGUAUCUGUAUCUUGCAAUGGAGUAUGUUGCCGGUGGUGACCUAAGAUCGCUCCUCAGUGCAAUCGGAUGUCUCGAUGAAGAGAAUGCCAAGUUCUACAUGGCAGAGAUGGUGGAAGCAGUCGACUCUUGUCAUACUCUUGGUUACUGUCACCGUGAUCUCAAACCAGAGAAUUUCCUUAUCGACAAGACUGGUCAUAUCAAGCUGGCCGAUUUCGGUCUCUCCAAGAUGUUUACCCGUUAUGUAAAGUCUGCCAAAGGCACUCCAGGUCCAAAUCCAGCGGUCCUCGAGCACACACCAAUGAAGUUCUCAAGUAAUAGUCUCAGCACAUCGGUGACAGACUUUUCGGGAUUCGGUUCAUUCAAAGAUAUCAGUCUGCAAGCAAGAUUGGCAUACAGCGUUGUCGGUAGUCCAUUCUACAUGGCACCGGAGGUCCUCCAAGCGACCACUGGGUAUGGUGACGAAGUAGAUUGGUGGUCACUGGGAUGUAUGUUUUACGAAUUCAUAUGUGGUGUACCUCCAUUCGACGGAGAUUCACCAGAGGAAGUUAUGGAAACCGUACUGAAAUGGAAGUCGAAUCUUCAACGUCCUCCAAACAUCUCUGACGACUUGUGGAGUCUUAUCACUGGUUUAAUAACUGAUGGCAACACAAGAUUGGGCACCGGUGAAAGAGGUGUAGAGAAUAUCAAGAGCCAUCCAUUCUUUAGUGGUGUAUCAUGGGGAAUGCUUCAUGAAAAUGAACCUCCAUUUGUGCCUCUCCUUGAAGAUGAUUUUGAUACAACAUAUUUUGAAAAAGAUAGAGAAAGAGCAGUAGUUUACACAAACAGAAAUUCUGGUGGUACCGUUUCAACCUAUAAAGGUAAAGCAAAUAGAAACAUUCUUGGCUUUACCUAUCCAAGAGCCGGUGAUGAUCCUCUGGUCUGGAGUAACAUGUUAAAAGGUCUGACCACAGAGCAAAACAAUGAAAACAAUAUAAAUAAACUAAAAACAUCACUCAACCAUCUGACGCCACCAGGAGCUAGUCCAUCUUCCAAUGACACAAAUCAAGAAUCAACAAGCCCUUAUAGUACCUACAGAAACAAAUUUAGUUUGACAGAAAUGAAUUUAGAGUUAUCAAAUAAAGAGCCAUGGAAUUAA
This is a messenger RNA of Heterostelium album PN500, 2124 nucleotides long. RefSeq names its product putative protein serine/threonine kinase. The coding region runs from base 1 to 2124 and encodes 707 amino acids. The record is from RefSeq and is a predicted model, not a curated record. Gene Ontology annotation, biological process: peptidyl-serine phosphorylation; intracellular signal transduction. The transcript is spliced from 3 exons. NCBI's taxonomy places the organism in Eukaryota, Evosea, Eumycetozoa, Acytosteliales, Acytosteliaceae. Gene Ontology annotation, molecular function: protein serine/threonine kinase activity; ATP binding.